AGAUUAAAAAGCACUCUCAACACAAGUCAUACUACAAGGAUUCAUCGGUUGAAUCCUAAGGCUCAUAACAGUGAGGCGCAACUCGGUUCACUGAUAUUUAGGCUUUUGGCAGCUGAACCUGACAAACAAAAGUCAAAAUUUACAUGA
Molecule: messenger RNA, 147 nt
Organism: Dentiscutata erythropus
Lineage: Eukaryota; Fungi; Glomeromycota; Glomeromycetes; Diversisporales; Gigasporaceae
Source: the annotation of a GenBank genome assembly